GUGUGCGCUUAGCUCGCUAGCUCGCUAGGUAGAGAAUGAAUGGGGAUGGUGCCGCAGACGUAUCUCAAGCAAGAGUGGGACUAGCAGAGAAGAGGAAGGAUGCCUACAUAUCCAAGGAUAGGGCAGCUGCCACUAUUCAGCGCUGGUAUCGGAGCUUCAAGACAGUGCACAGCAGUGCACCUAACUCAUCAGAAGAUUCCAUUACUGAGACCGAUAAUAGUCUCGAUGACUUUGUCAACAAUGAAGUAGCCAUUGCACUUGCUUUGGCAAACCAGCGGCCACUAAGCUCACUGACAGAAAGUCAACGAGAGAAAGUUAGACAGCUGAGAGCACAAGUAGCACCAAAGGAAAAUAAUGUCGCAACGGAAACCACGAACAUAUCACAAAAGAGUAAAACUAGUCGGUUGAAACCACCUUCCAUUUAUAAGGUAAGAAAAAAAGAAAUGGGAGCUACAUCCAUAAGAGCUAAGAACCCUUCCCAAGCAAACUUGGACAGUUCAAGCUCAAAUCUAAGAAAAAGAGGCAAGCUUAGGGAACCACUCAUUUGUGUCAGAAAGAGAGAAAAUAAUGGAGUGAAUGCAAUGGAAAAGUGUAAACAAGUGGUCCCUUUGAGCAAAGAGAACUCACAGCAAGAGAAUCCAUUCAAGAAGCAACAAGUACAAAGUGCAGAACAACAAGAGUCUAACACUGAGAAGAAAUCACAUCAGCAAAGACAAAAUGGAAAAGAAGCAACAACUUUCCAAAGUAGAUCUAAUGGUUUCAGAGAUCAUCCGAGCAAGAUUCCCAUGCCAACAAAACAGCCUCCUCAACUACAGCUGCCUAAACAUAUAGAGUACGACCAACAGGAGGACAUCGAUUUCAUUCAGUUAGGGACUGACGAAAAAAUCCAUCCAGUGAAAAAUGAAAAAAUUCGUCAUACGAAAUGGGACGUGCCAGAGACACCUAAAGGCCCCAGGCUACCCCCUCCCAAGAAACGCCAAAAAGCGGUCAAGCGUCUCAAGCUACAUCCGCCGCCUUCACACGACAGUGAUUAUCUGCAGGAGAAGGACUUUGGAGAAACUAAGCAGCUUAUCAACAACGAACAAGCCCAGGCGCUCAUCGAUUAUGCACAGGAAUUGGUGAUCAAGGAUUUCUUGGCUUGGAAGGGUGGCUCACUUAGUGCCAUACCAAUCAAUGAACACCAACGCAAACUAGCACCUCGAGUGCCUUGGGAUAAGACAACACCUGCACCAACAAAUGUAGAUUAUGAAAUUAAGAGAAAUAAACUGGACAAUAAAACAAGCCAAACCCAAGCUAAUCGAUUUCCCCCUAUCAUCGAGAGCCUUACGCCACACCUUACACCAACACACACUCCAACUAUGAUGUCACUCCGAUUAUCCUCUGUCCGUCGCAACCACGAGCCUAAAUCGAAGGGAACCAUGGCAACAAACAAAGCGCCGGCUCCUCCAAUGAGCGACAUUGCUAUACAAACUGACUCGAUUGAUGUAGACGAUGAUAUUCUAACGAUAUUGUCGGCCAUUACACUACCCCCGAUUUCCGAUAGGUUACACAAUCAAGGGGAGAACUCAAGACACGAGGGAGAAAAUGGUAAGAAAUUUGAGAAAAAAGGCAGUUUUACUGAGGCAAGAAAUCGAAGGGUUGGCCCAAGGAAUCAACCAUUUAAAGACAAGAAGGAUUACUCGAUGCAUUACAACGAAAGAAACGAGAAGAAGCCUCUUAGUCUGAAAUCACUACGUUCUCCUCCACCCUUGAGGCAGAGUCAAAGAAAGCAGGCUGGAGGCUAUCUGACCAAAUUUCUCCAUAGCAACAGCUCUGGACACCUUCCUACAAAGUCUGCUCCAGGAGGCUACUAUCAAGCUUCAUCAGCCAAUCAGCUUGCACCACGGUACGAAGAUCUCCACUAUACUGCCCCACCUUCAAUUAUCUCCGGAGACUCUCCUAUUCAUCUGAACAGGUCACACCCAGUGCCAUCUCACAUGCGAAGAAAGUUUUCAAAUACUAGUGGACCGUAUAGAAUCCAUUCGCGGAGACUACACGAGCGCUUGAAGCCGAUACAAGGAGCCCCUGCUGAUAUGUAUCCACCCACCACUAAUCAGAACAAUGACCCUUUCAAAUCACUUGAUUCAAUGUAUCAGCAUGAAUAUAGGAAGAACAGCCAAAGAAAACUAUGAUGAUGUGAAUAGUUAUUCUAAAAUCGUAUUCAUUAUUAAUUUUUGUAUAAUUAUUAUCACAGGAGUGUAUCAUUAUUUUAUUAUUAUGAGAAGGA
This is a messenger RNA of Halichondria panicea, 2266 nucleotides long. RefSeq lists its product as uncharacterized. Bases 36 to 2171 code for a protein of 711 amino acids. Lineage: Eukaryota; Metazoa; Porifera; Demospongiae; Suberitida; Halichondriidae. The record is from RefSeq and is a predicted model, not a curated record. The transcript has 5 exons.